This is a messenger RNA of Psammomys obesus (fat sand rat), 4501 nucleotides long. It is a transcript of the gene Gpr75, whose product is annotated as G protein-coupled receptor 75. Gene Ontology annotation, biological process: G protein-coupled receptor signaling pathway. The record is from RefSeq and is a predicted model, not a curated record. The transcript has 2 exons. Gene Ontology annotation, cellular component: membrane. NCBI's taxonomy places the organism in Eukaryota, Metazoa, Chordata, Mammalia, Rodentia, Muridae. Bases 284 to 1906 code for a protein of 540 amino acids. Gene Ontology annotation, molecular function: C-C chemokine receptor activity.
UGACUGCGCCUCCCGCCUGGCUCGCCUGGGAUCCCGAGAUGCCAGGAGGCUGCGGCGAUGGCGAUGGCGAUGUUGCCUCCAGUACGGCAACAUACAGGCCGCCCGGCGCAGAUGGGGUCGCUGCUGCGACAUGGAAGAGGAAGAGCGGCGCUGCAGCCAGCUGGCAGGCUUAUCUUUGGCCCUCUUUCAGCAUGUCUGUGAGCUGAGGCCCUGACUCUUCUGCUGAUUUUUUAUUUUAUUUUAUUUUAUUUUGAGAAUAAGAGGAAAAAACACCUCUCUGAAGAUGAACUCCAGUGGCCCACUUCAGAAUGCUCCCAACACCACCUUCCUAUACAUGCCUCCCUUGCAGAGCGGAAACGCCACUUCUCUCCAGGAGGAUCUUCGAGAUUUUAUCCACACAGCAACCUUGGUGACCUGCACUUUUCUGCUUGCCGUCAUCUUCUGUCUAGGCUCCUACGGAAACUUUAUUGUCUUCCUGUCUUUCUUUGACCCGGCCUUCCGGAAGUUCAGAACCAACUUUGAUUUCAUGAUCCUGAACCUGUCUUUCUGUGAUCUCUUCAUCUGUGGGGUGACAGCUCCCAUGUUCACCUUUGUGCUGUUCUUCAGCUCAGCCAGCGGCAUCCCAGAUCCUUUCUGCUUCGCCUUCCACCUUACCAGCUCAGGCUUCAUCAUCAUGUCCCUCAAGAUGGUGGCUGUGAUUGCUCUGCACCGGCUCCGGAUGGUGCUAGGGAAGCAGCCUAAUUGUACAGCCUCCUUUUCCUGCAUCUUUCUCCUUACCCUGCUUCUCUGGACCACCAGUUUUACCCUUGCCACCUUGGCCACACUGAGAACCAGUAAGUCUCACCUGUGUCUCCCCAUGUCCAGUCUUAUGGAUGGGGAAGGGAAAGCCAUUCUGUGUCUGUAUGUUGUUGACUUUACCUUCUGUGUUGCUGUGGUGUCUGUCUCUUACACCAUGAUUGCUCAGACCCUUUGGAAGAAUGCUCAAGUCAAAAAGUGCCCCCCUGUGAUCACAGUUGAUGCUUCCAGACCACAGCCAUUCAUCGGGGCCUCUGUGAAGGGAGGUGGAGAUCCCAUCCAGUGCACCAUGCCAGCUCUGUACAGAAACCAGACUUAUAACAAACUGCAGCACAGUCAAACUCCUAGAUACACUAAGAAUCCCAGCCAGAUGCCAAUCCCCUCAGCCAGUCGACUCCAGCUGGUGUCAGCCGUCAACCUUUCUACUGCCAAGGAUUCCAAGGCGGUGGUCACCUGUGUGAUCAUUGUGCUGUCAGUCCUGGUGUGCUGUCUUCCUCUGGGGAUUUCCCUAAUGCAGGUGGUCCUGUCUGACACUGGGAGCUUCAUCCUUUAUCAGUUUGAAUUGUUUGGAUUUACUCUGAUCUUUUUCAAGUCAGGAUUAAAUCCUUUUAUCUAUUCUCGGAACAGUGCUGGGCUGAGGAGGAAGGUGCUCUGCUGCCUCCAGUAUGUUGGCCUGGGCUUUCCGUGCUGCAGACAGAAAACGCGACUUCGAGCCAUGGGAAAAGGGAGCCUUGAAAUCAAUAGAAACAAAUCUUCCCAUCAUGAAACAAACUCUGCCUACAUGCUGUCUCCAAAACCACAGAAAAAAUUUGUGGACCAGGCUUGUGGCCCAAGCCAUUCAAAGGAAAGUGUAGCAAGUCCCAAAAUCUCUGCUGGACAUCAACACUGCGGUCAGAGCAGUUCCACACCCAUCAACACUCGGAUUGAACCUUACUAUAGCAUCUAUAACAGCAGCCCCUCCCAGGAAGAGGCCAGCCCAGGAAGGCUACAGCCAGCAAACUCUUUUGGAUUUGCCAGUUCGUACAUUGCCAUGCACUAUUACACCACUAAUGAUCUCAUGCAGGAGUAUGACAGCACAUCAGCAAAGCAGAUCCCCGUCCCCUCUGUUUAAAGGGACAAGGCCAGGGAGCCUGGAAGGAGCGAUUCGCUUUCCUCUGAAAGACUCUGAAGUCAGUGGGAAAGCGUGAGGAGUCGACUGAACAGUUGACCGUUAGACUUUCUUUUGUCUGAAAUAUUAGUAUCCAGAUUUGCUUCAUGGUUUCUUGACAUUUGAAGAUUUGAUGUAAACGCUUAUCAAUUUUUGCUCUGAUGGGUGUCUCAAUCUUUGUACUAACCUGCUAAGAAGAUGCCAGGAAUGACCCUGCUGAUGAAAGCCCUUCAAGUCAGUGUUAUGGAUUUUUAGAUAUGGGUCUUUGGCUAUAUUUUUUAAAAAGGUGUUUGAAAAAAAAAAAGACCUUUCCGAAGUGUUAUUUUUAUAAAAAUAUGAAAUUUGAGUGUUUGAAGUACUGAAAUAGAAAAGAGCGUACUUUUAUGGUGGUAAGUUGAUUUAAAUAAAAAAAACUUACUGUUAAAGCAGAAAAUAGAAAUGUGUUACCUGUACCUCGUCCUUAUUUACAAUUUUCAUACAGUGUUAGUUACUCCCCUUUAUAAGACAGUUACCUAAUAAUACGGAGUUAUGAUUCUUGUCACUUCAUACUGUACAUUUUUGUUUCGCGUUGAGUAGAUAGCUUUAGGAAGCGUUUUUGGCAGUUACCAGUUAAUGGCUGUUUCCCAAGAAUCCUACAGGAGAGGAGGACUGUACCCCAGUAGCGGCGUUGUUCUGAGCGAGCAGGCGUGGUGUCAGCCUCAGGAAUCCGCAGAGGCCAGUGCACAUUUUGAUCGGGCAUCCAACACCAGCUCUCCUAGCCCUCAGUGCAUACUCUAGCUAGCAUCAUGCAUCCAACACUAGCUACGUAGAGAUGCAAUUGGGAGGUGCGAUGUGGGCUUCCCUUCUGUAUGAGGACAGUGUUCACAGAGAAAUUCAGAAAUACCCUUUUUAUAUAAAUAUUGCUAUGUAAAAAAGUUCUCGAUAUGAUCUAUUGGUAUUUUCAGAUUGAGGUUUUUACGUUUUGGCGCUUUUUUUCUCCUUCCUUUCUAGGGGCCUGGAGGUUGAACCUAGGCUCAUGCAUGUUAGACAACCAGUUCACCACUGAACUGCAUCCCCAGUCCCCAAACUAAUGGUUCUUAUCCUCUCAUUAACCUUAAACAGGAAACGUGCAACUGUAUUAUUCUUAUAUCUGAACCUAAUUUUAUUAGGUAUGCUGAUUCCUAAUGUUAAAAUAUUUUGGUCAUGGAGUUAGGAUUUGAACUCACUGAAAUUUUGGAACACCAUUAGACUCAAAAUAGAUUAUCUUUACAAACUGUUGUAUCCUACUAUUAUCCACAGAGCUCAGAAGGAGCAAGGAACAGAAGGCACUCAGCUCAGAGGAGCCUCUCCCAGGCUUUUCCAAAUCUUAAAUCACAGGAGAUGCUGAGAGAUAGAGUAGCUCCUUAGCCAGACCUGGCCUGCCUGGCCUCAUGUAGCCACUAUACAUUCCAGUGCAGUCUAGUGAGGGCUGUUUCAGAUAUUUAAGUGUGAGGACAAGAUUUUCAAAUUCACUGUCUAGAACUGGCCUGUCAGCUUCUCUCCUUCUCUUCUCCCUUUUUUCUUUCCUUUUCUUUUAUUCUUGCUACUAAGUUUUAUAGCAUAUCCACUCUCCUUUAUUUUGAUAGCUGGACACUCUUUUUGGAAGUCACUCUUACCUAUUUCAACUGUGUUUUUAUAGAUUCAACAUAAUAUGGUUCUCAUUAAUACUCCCAUGAGACAGAUUCAGUACAGAGCUCUUUUUAACAAAGAACUAAGACAUCUGAUCUCCUCUCCCAAAAUCAUUUGAAGAAUUUUGGCAAAUUACCAUUAAACUUUUGUCUUAAUUGAAAACCUGUUAUUUAGUCCAGUCAACAACAACAUCAUUCACACAUUUAAAGGUCUGUGUCUCAGGCUGGGAGAUAGCUAGGAGGUUAAGAGUGACAUGAUACACAGACACAUUGCAGGCAAAGCACCCAUACACAUAAAGUAAAAUUGAAUCUUUAGAAUAUUUGAAAGUUUACUUUCACAAAAAGGUAUACAUCUCUUUGAGGGAUCAGGCAUUUAAAAUGUGGCUUGACAAAGAUUAUAGCAAAAUUACUACUUGUAAAUUUUUAAAUGUUAGCUUUCCUUGUAUGACCUUUGAGUUUGAAAUUAUUUGACUAGCAUGGGGCCCAUGAGAAAUAAAAAUUAUAGCAUAAGAAGACAAAGCGUGUACAUAGAAAGUGUUCAGUUUCUUCAUGUUCAUCAAAGAAAUUAUUGAGUUAAUUUGCAUGAAAUAUAUGGUGGGCUGGAUUCUUGGCUCUCCUCCUAUCUAUGGAGAGAUGUAACUUGUUUCCUCAUAAGCUAUGUAUGUCUGUCUAUAGUAGCAAAGUCGCCAUAUUGAUGUAGACAGACAUAUAUAACUUAUAUCUUCAUAAGGGCUAAAAAUUAUAACUCAAAAUAAUGAGAAUUCAGUUGAAUAUGAUUAUUUGCAGGUACAUUAGUUUUUUUCUCUUGAUGCUUACUGUGUGCAAAGUAUGUGUCUCAAACAUUUUGUAAUAAGUGUUCUUAUGUUAACCAUUAGGUCAGAUUUCUAUUUCUGAUGUUUUAAUGUACUUUUAA